GUUCGCCAUGGCAGGCUUACUGUCCAACAAAGUGGUAUGCAUCACCGGGGCGUCUCGCGGAAUUGGACGAGCGUGCGCGGUGGAAUCUGCAAACCAAGGCGCAACCGGCCUAGUCCUCCAUUACCUGGGGGACAAAGAGACGGAGACGGAGGCCCAUGAGUUGAAAACGGAGAUAGAGACGCGCUUUCCAAACGCUCGCGUCGCAAUUGUUCCUGGUGACAUCGCAGAUCCCGCCACAGCGACGAAGACUGUCGAAGUCGGAGUAGGCGCAUUUGGACGCAUUGAUGUACUGGUCAGCAAUGCGGGCAUUUGCCCGUUCGCUGAAUUCCUCACAAUGCCGCUCGCUACUUGGGAACGGACACGAUCCGUGAACCUUGACGGAUCAUUCCUGAUUGUACAAGCCGUAGCAAACCAAAUGAAGAACCAGAUCCCACAAGGAGGGUCAAUUAUCGGCGUAUCCUCGAUAUCUGCCCUGGUCGGUGGCGAGAUGCAGUGCCACUACACGCCCACCAAGGCGGGCAUACUAUCCCUCAUGCAGAGCUGCGCCGUCGCGCUCGGAAAGUACAACAUCCGAGCCAACGCAGUCCUCCCAGGGACCAUUGAGACGGACAUCAAUAAGCAAGACCUCUCGGACGCUGUCAAGCGAGAGAACAUGAUUAAGAGAACAGCUCUAGGACGCCUCGGCCGGCCUGACGACCUCGCCGGUCCAGUUGUGUUCCUCGCCAGCGAUCUGGCGAAGUACGUCACAGGGGCAUCGCUGCUCGUAGAUGGGGGGCUCUUCGUGAAUCUUCAAUAG
Postia placenta MAD-698-R-SB12 is the source of this 796-nucleotide messenger RNA. RefSeq lists its product as hypothetical. Gene Ontology annotation, molecular function: oxidoreductase activity, acting on the CH-OH group of donors, NAD or NADP as acceptor. The transcript is spliced from 6 exons. The coding region runs from base 8 to 796 and encodes 262 amino acids. The record is from RefSeq and is a predicted model, not a curated record. NCBI's taxonomy places the organism in Eukaryota, Fungi, Basidiomycota, Agaricomycetes, Polyporales, Adustoporiaceae.